Molecule: messenger RNA, 1926 nt
Organism: Kluyveromyces marxianus DMKU3-1042
Lineage: Eukaryota; Fungi; Ascomycota; Saccharomycetes; Saccharomycetales; Saccharomycetaceae
Gene: SGO1
Product: Sgo1p
Exons: 1
Coding region: 1-1926 (641 amino acids)
Biological process (GO): meiotic chromosome segregation
Cellular component (GO): nucleus; chromosome, centromeric region
Source: RefSeq, a predicted model, not a curated record
AUGGGAGGCCCGUUAGUGUACGAUGAUUUUCAAGCGUUGCUUGAGCAGCAAAAGGCCAUUUAUUUGCAACAAAAUAGUCAGCUCGCAAAAUACAAUUCUGGUUUGAUGAUGAAAAUCACGGAUAUGGAGACGAAAGUAAGUGAGUUAAUACAAGAGAAUGUGCAAUUGCGGUCGAGAUUAUCAAUGAGCGAACUUAGGUACCGUGAGAAGGUGAACAAAAUAUUUAAUAUGCUAGAGGAUGGAGUCAUAAGCCGGUUUUCUGAGGUCAGUCAGUUGUUCGAUCGAGUACGAAGAAACCAAGGUCUUGAAGCUGGGAUUCACGGUCAUACUGCUCUAGGUUUGAGCCCGAAGUCGAUUAUGAAAAGGGACAGUAGCAGGAGUCCGAAAUCUACCAAAUCUGUGGAGUUUAGAGGUUCAGAAGUUGAAAGUGAUGUUAAUGUAGACAAUAGCGAGAAGCCAAUUUUCGAGGAUACGAUAGCUGAAGAUAAUCAUGAAAACAGUUCAAAUAGCGUGGAACUGAAUCAAGAUGAAGUAAGGCCUCUGGCUAAGAAAAGGAGGAAAAGCUCGCGUCGGGAAUCGUUAUUUAUCCCUGCAGAUUUUGAGUUCAACAAUGAGAAUCUGGAAAUGGAACUGAAUGACAUAGUAAAUAGGGAAAAUGAAAUCGCAAACUCGCAUAAUAACAAUGAGGAUACUGAAAGGAAAGAUGUCGAAAUGACAGAAACAGCUGUUCCAGCAGUGGUAGAAGCAGAACCAGAAGCAGAAGCAGAAGCACUACCGCUAUCAGAAGCAGCUGAAGCAGCAGAGACAGCAGUAGAAUUAGCAGCAGUUGCCUCAACCACGUCUACUACGCCAUCAACCACACAGUCAGCUACAGACAACAAUGCUGAUGAGGAUGAAUCAUAUAAUUUCACCGCAUCUGUAAUUGAGUAUUCCAUACCGGAGGAAGCGAGUACGCAUGACCAUUCUCAUAUUUUGAUGGAUCUCUCAAAAUCGAAAAUCGAGGUCUACAAUGACAAAGAAGAACCAAGCAACGGAGCUACUGGAGCAGAGGAGUCGACAAGUUUUGUCCAAUGUGCCAUACCUUCUCAAUCUAAGGUAAAGCAUUCCAUGAAGAAUCCAAAAACGAGGCUGAAAGGAAACCAAGAUGAUAUAAUGCCCCAGACAGAAUAUGACGAGGGAUUCGAUAAACGAGAGCGCAGAACUCGAGGCAAAGCAGUGAACUACAAACUUCCGUCUUUGCGUGCCAAGAUGAGAAGACCUACUGAGAAAUUUGUGGAUGCAACUACCGUUACAGAUAUACACGAUUUACAAGUGCAGAGAGCUAAAAAUCAGCACCAACAACGAGAGCAUAGUUCCGACAUUGAUGAGGAAAAGGAUCGACCAAUAAGCAAAUCCGGAAGCAACGAAGGCUUUGAUCCUACCAAUGUGAUGGGGGGAGAAAAGCAAGUUGCAACCCGCUUGGAACAAAAACAUGACAAUAAUGAUAACAAUAAUGAAACCAACAAGAGCAGUACUGAUGUGCCCCCCUCUGGACCCAAUGAGAAAAAGAAGAGUAGUGGCGUAGUCCCAUUACACGAAAUGAAGAUACCACAGAACGUAGGGGUGAAAACAGCGCUGAAGGAGAAGCCUGCUAAUAUAAUGAAGAGGAACACCAAAGAUACUACUAUUGGCCCUAUAAAAGAGAUUAACCAAGCAAAUGAAAGAAUUCUUAAAGAUGUUAGUCCAAAUAAAGUCUUGAAAAAGCAACCACCCGAUUUUGAUUCGAAGCAACAGCAGGUCAGCGAUAUAUCAGGUCCUGACUUAACUGCAUUUGAAAUAAUCGAUGGAAUAUCGCUGAAACAUGUAGCGAAAACACAUCGUGUACGAGCCAAGGAAGAUAUGAGCCGAAAGAGAAAACGUAUCCACGCCAAUGAGCCCAGUAUCUGA